AUGAGCAAGACUCUUGUCGUCUUCGGUGCAACAGGCCAGCAGGGCGGAUCGGUAGUGGAUUUUGUUGUCAAUGACCCCGAACUGUCGAAGGAGUACAACGUCCGAGCUGUCACCCGCGACAUAACAUCUCAGUCUGCGCAGGCUCUUGUGGCGAAGGGUGUCGAGAUUGUGGCAGCAAACGUGGAUGACGAACACACGGUUCGAGCUGCUUUGAAGGGUGCACAUACAGUGUUUGCUAUUACGGUUCCUGACUUCAAAGAUAUCAAAGGCAGCGAAACCCGACAAGGUCGAGUCAUGGUCGACGCUGCAGUUAGCGAGGGAGUGAAGUACUACAUCUUCAGCACCUUGCCCCAUGUCAAGGAGAUCUCGGGUGGCAAGUAUACCAAGGUUGCGGGCUUCGAUGGAAAGGCCGAGGUCGAACAGUACAUCCGUCAGCAACCUAUCAGAAGUGCUUUCUUCGCACCAGGGUCCUUUAUGCAGAAUUACCAGCAGAUCCUGAAGCCCAGGAAAAUGCCCGAUGGUACCUACUCAAUAUCCCGUCACGUUAGUCCCAACACACAAUUGCCGAUGAUCGAAACUGCAAGCGACACUGGCAAGUUUGUUGGUGCCAUCCUGGCAGAUCCAGAUAACCAGCAAGCGGCAAUUCUGUCCGAGGCUACUGGCGAGAAUGUCGUGUACAAGCAAUUGCCUGAGGACGUAUUCAAAGGUUUCCUACCGCCAGUACCUUAUGCAGAUGUCCUUAUCGAGAUGAUGUUGUACCAACAGGAUUUCGGCUACUAUGGCCCGAACACGGAGGAACUGGUCGCAUGGGCAGCAGAUAACGCGAGGGGCAAGCUUACGACUUUUGAGGAGUAUCUCGAGAGGAAUCCUUUGGACUUGGAUUGA
Lithohypha guttulata is the source of this 885-nucleotide messenger RNA. RefSeq lists its product as uncharacterized. Bases 1 to 885 code for a protein of 294 amino acids. Gene Ontology annotation, cellular component: nucleus. The transcript has 2 exons. The record is from RefSeq and is a predicted model, not a curated record. NCBI's taxonomy places the organism in Eukaryota, Fungi, Ascomycota, Eurotiomycetes, Chaetothyriales, Trichomeriaceae.